Molecule: messenger RNA, 2196 nt
Organism: Jaculus jaculus (lesser Egyptian jerboa)
Lineage: Eukaryota; Metazoa; Chordata; Mammalia; Rodentia; Dipodidae
Gene: Efhc1
Product: EF-hand domain containing 1
Exons: 11
Coding region: 112-2034 (640 amino acids)
Biological process (GO): mitotic cytokinesis; cilium-dependent cell motility; mitotic spindle organization
Cellular component (GO): axoneme; mitotic spindle
Molecular function (GO): calcium ion binding; alpha-tubulin binding
Source: RefSeq, a predicted model, not a curated record
GGUGUUUAGCGUUACCAUGGAGCCCCGAGCCUCCCUCGGACGCGGCUGGUCGCCACGGGCAACCGGAGCGGCCGCAGGCAGACGGAGGUUUCGGCGAGCACACCGGCUGAGAUGGUGACUAACCCGGUGCACGGCCUGCCCUUUAUCCCGGGCGCGUCCUUUACGGACUGCACGAAAACAGCGUUUCACAGGAGCCAGACACUGGGCUACAGGAAUGGCUAUGCAGUUGCUCGACGUCCGACAGUUGGGAUCGGCGGACAACGGCUCCAGGUCAACGAGCUGUCCCAGCCUGAGCUGGAUGAGUUGGCCAGCAAGGCUCCAACCCUAACUUAUGGCCAACCCAAGCAGGCACCACCCGCGUACUUUGUUCCUGCACAUGUGGCUUUUGACAAAAAGGUGCUGAGAUUUGAUGCGUAUUUCCAAGAAGACAUUCCUGUGUCGGCCGAGGAGCAUUACAGGAUCCGUCAGGUGACCAUUUACUACUACCUAGAGGAUGACAGCAUGUCUAUCGUGGAGCCCAUUGUGGAAAACUCUGGGAUCCCUCAAGGCAAGUUAAUCAAACGCCAGCGGCUACCCAAGAACAGUGUGGGAGACCACUACCAUUGGAAAGACCUAAAUCGAGGAAUCAACAUCACGAUUUAUGGCAAAACUUUCCGCAUCGUUGAUUGUGACCGAUUCACAAAGGAUUUUUUGGAAAGUCAAGGAAUUGAAUUAAAUCCACCAGAAAAGAUGGCUCUGGACCCUUACACUGAACUCCGGAAACAGCCUGUUCGGAAGUAUGUCACCCCAUCGGACUUUGAUCAACUGAAGCAGUUUCUCACCUUUGACAAGCAGGUUCUUCGAUUCUACGCGAUCUGGGACGAUACCGACAGCAUGUUUGGUGAGUGCCGUAACUACAUCAUCCACUACUACCUCAUGGAUGACACUGUGGAGAUUCGGGAGGUCCACGAACGGAAUGAUGGCAGAGACCCUUUCCCGCUCCUGGUGAACCGCCAGCGUAUGCCCAAGGUGUUAGUGGACAAUGCAAAGAACUUUCCUCAGUGUGUGCUGGAAAUCUCUGACCAAGAGGUGCUGGAAUGGUACACUGCCAAAGACUUCAUCGUUGGGAAGCCUCUCACUAUCCUCGGGAGAACUUUCUUCAUUUAUGAUUGUGAUCCUUUCACACGACAGUACUACAAAGAGAAGUUUGGGAUAUCUGAUUUACCACCCAUUGACAUAAGCAAGCAUGAGCCACCUCCUGUGAAACAGGAGUUACCCCCGUAUAAUGGUUAUGGACUCAUUGAAGAUUCCGCUCAGAAUUGUUUUGUUCUCAUCCCAAAACCUCCCAAAAAAGAUGUCAUUAAAAUGCUGCUGAAUGACAACAAGGUGCUUCGUUAUCUGGCUGCACUGGAAUCUCCCAUCCCAGAAGACAAAGAACGUCGAUUUAUCUUCUCUUAUUUUCUAGCCACUGAUAUGAUCAGUAUCUUUGAGCCUCCUGUUCGAAAUUCUGGUAUUAUUGGGGGCAAAUAUCUUGGUAGGACCAAAGUUGUGAAACCACUCUCUUCAGUGGAUGACCCUGACUACUAUGGCCCUGGCGAUUUUUACAUUGGUGCUGUGAUUGAGGUGUUUGGCCAUCGGUUCAUCAUCCUGGAUACAGAUGAGUAUGUUCUCAAGUACAUGGAGAGCAACGCUGCCCAGUACUCACCAGAGGCCCUCGCGUCGAUUCAGAGCCGUGUCCAGAAGCAAGAAGCCCCAGCACCCGCUCCCGAAAACAUGCAAGCCAAACCGGAUCUGAACGUGCAGGGCAUGGAGGCGCUGAUAAGCGCCAUCAAGACGCACCUGAAAGAUCACCCCUGCAAAGACGGCAUUCGGGACGCAUUACAGGCUUACGACAAGGAAGCUUCAGGAUACAUGGACAAGGAGGUGUUCUUUAAAAUCUGCGAGACUCUGAGCGUCCCGCUUGAUGACUCCCUGGUAAAGGAGUUAAUUGAGAUGUGCUGUCAUGGAGAAGACAAGAUCGACUACUACAACUUCCUUCGUGCUUUCUCAGACUGACCUGGCUGACAGAAUGAGACAUAAAGUUUUGGUGUUGGAAGUCCACCUUGUUUGUACUCCACACAGAAACAUUUAUAGUGCUCCUGGAGUUAUGUUUCUUUUCUGGUUCUUCUAUGUCAUUACUACUACAGUCACCAUUAAAUUGGAUUUCACAUGAUCAAA